Molecule: messenger RNA, 4468 nt
Organism: Polypterus senegalus (gray bichir)
Lineage: Eukaryota; Metazoa; Chordata; Cladistia; Polypteriformes; Polypteridae
Product: cation channel sperm-associated protein subunit beta-like
Exons: 23
Coding region: 33-2924 (963 amino acids)
Cellular component (GO): cilium; CatSper complex
Source: RefSeq, a predicted model, not a curated record
CGCAAUCAUGGCUGACUGGUGCCAUCUGGUGCAUGAUGGGAACACUGAGCCUCGCAAGACUGGCAGCUGCCCAGACAGAGCCUAUUCUCCAGUGGACUCUUGGCGAUCCCAUCUUACCCAGUGUCUUCUCUGCCUUCAAUGACUCCAUAGUGGGCUUGAAAAUUUCCAGCAGUCCAUGCAACCAUGAUGUGGCCCUGCUGGCACUCACUUUUGCACCCAAUACACAAACAGGAGUAUACGUUGGUGUGACAAGGUCAGCGUUCAAAUCCCCCGGGACAGUCUGGUUUAACACCACCAUGGCCCUGUGUUCUGCACUAUCAACAGACUGUACCAGCAUUUUGAUGGUGGACAUCAUGCUCACCACCCAACAUGUUUUAAUCCUGACUUCCCUUGGGCUCUUCAUCAGUAAAAGCCUGGUCUCGGGGCAUGGAAGUUUGAUGUUCUCAAAAGUGGAUUCACUUGGCCAGCAGCAGGUGGAUUAUUUGCAAGCCCGACUCUGGUACUCAUCCAGCUGUUUUCUGAAAAAAUUAGCCACUACUGGGGAUUAUAUCAGUAUGGAACUCGACACACAUGUCAACCAGAGGGUGUCUUGCUUAUAUAGUAGGCAGCCAUUUACUCAGUGGUAUCUCUGCCCUCCACCAGCUGGCCAGCUCUGGUACCCAGGUGGGCAUGGACUAUUUCUGCAUGACUGGCAGAUGGAUGCUGGAGUGGUCCUGUCUCAGCAUCAGGAUAAUGCCCAAGUUUCUGUCUUCAGGAUGGAAGGCUCAAAACUGAAACGCAAUACCAUAUUUCCUGCUUUCCUGUUUGAUUUCCGGCCCCGGGGGAUGAUGUUCCACACCAACACUUAUAAUCUCUAUGUCUAUGGAACUCAGGUGUGGUUGUCUAAUGACGGUGGAAAUUCUUUUACGCAGAUCCUGGCUCUCAGUAAUGAAAUAAUUACCAGUGCUGCUACUUGCAAUGAACACCAGGAGGUGCUCUUUAUAUCAAAUCUGAAUAAACUGUACUUAAGUCGAGCCGGUGUUGCCAGAUGUGCACAACUGCAGAAGACGAUAGUAGGCGGCUCAGCUGUGCAUUGUGGUCAAAAUGGUGGAGCCAGUGUUAUUUCUUUUGAUCCUAACACUCCGGGUGGACUGAAAGUGGAAUCCAUUGAUACAGUUUCUCAGUUAAUGAGUGAUUCAACGGGCUGCAAUCAUGACAUUGCCCUGCAGUACCUUAGUAGGAAAAAAGUGAUGCUUCUGGAGGCAUUUCCUCUUUUGGACGACGCUCCCAAAGUGCCCUGCUUCCUCAUCAAACUCCACAUUGGCAAGCAUAUAAUUUUGAAAUCUGGUGGAGAGGGAGUCAUCACUCAAGUAUUUCCAGGUCAAGCUGCUGAGGGUUUUCUGGCCAAAGCUUUGGUAGAUAUGUUGGUGGACUUUCAAGAUGUAAAAGUGGUCAGCGUUGUCCUCAAUGUCGCCAAUAGAGCACAGAGUGACCCUACAGUACAGCUAACUGUAGGUGGCUCCUAUGAUUUCACACAAGUAAACACAGGCGCAAUCAUUGUGAUCCCUGGUGACAGCAGCUUCUUGAUCCGACGAGUGGACGACAGCACCAGUGCUACAGCCUUGGCAACCUCACCUACCUUGGUGCCUCCUCAGAGUGUGUAUGCAGUGGAAUGGCUACUCUUCAAUGUUCCAGACAAAGCAUGGGAAGUAAAAGAGGGCAGAUGCAAGCACACUUUGCAGGUCCCCGAUAUUCUCAUCAAAGAUGGUAUCUAUUACCUUGCCUUCCUAGAAAGGCAGAUUUUCAGAUUCAGUGCUUCUGAGGCAGCCUCAACCUUUUAUCAGAAGCGCCUGUUGAGUGUGACACUGGGGAACCCUUUUUCUUUCCAAGUCCAUGUCAAUCAUUUCUGGUACUCUUCAGGAACUCACUUGGUGAAUAUUUCCAUCUUCAGCCUGUUCUACAACACGACUUGGGCCACCGUAACUGUGCACAUGCCUGGGGCCUCCUUACGGUGCUCUGUAACCAGCUUCACCUUUGCCCUCCUGAAUUCCUGUCCCCCUGAACAUUACAUGACAUAUAUUCCUGAGGUGGUAUUCAGUGAAUAUGAAUUAUUAUAUGGAGAGCCCCUGGAUGAGAUGGACCGAAAGAUGCUGAUGAAUUUGCCGGUGAAUUACAAGCCUCCAUCAGAUUCUCCUGACCCAGUGUCGCUUUCAUCAAACAUCUACAAUGCUGACCCCAGUAAACCAUUUGAAAUAUCCAACUACCCAAUUGUGCAGAAAACAAGCCACUUCAAACAAUGUGAAUUCAAGUCCACACGCCAAGAGUGCAAUUGUACCAGUGAACUGAAGCUGUCACCACUUGUUAUCCAUUCAGACUGCAGAGAACGGGUCCUCCGUCUGCCCUACCAUAUAAGGAAGGUCAAAGUAACACUCAUUUUACAAAGACCAGAUUAUGAAGACCAUCCAUUAAGUCCGGUGUGCUUUAUCAAGAUAACUGAACUGAACAACAGGGCUGCUUGGGACGUCUUUGCUCCGCAAUUGCAUCCCGCCUUGGAAAGGCUGCGGUUGUAUCUGACCAGAAACUUGAAUGAAGAACUCUACCACCCAGAAGGGCUCAAGAUAGGUGUUAAUGCCUAUGAACUCUAUCAUUUUCGAAUAUCUCUUUUCCAUGGCUGCAUGCCUUGUGACUUAGAGCAGGAAAUUCAGGUUUUCCAUCACAACCCACUGCGAACAUCAAUAGCUCAAUGGAUGCUGUCACUUAGUGGAACGACCUUUGUGUGUCUGAUAAUACCAUUUGCUGUCCUGUAUAAAAUACAUGGUUUUUCUUUUGUGAAGAAAACUAUCAGGAACUUGAAGAAACGACAGACUAGAGUCCACCCGUAUACUGGUCCAAAGGGCAAAGGAAACAGCAGAAGUGAAAGUGUCAGGCUUCCUGUGCUGGCUUAGGGGUCAAUGCAACAUCCCUGGGCUUACUGCAGGAGAGAGCAACAAUAUCUGAUUGUCAUGUACUUCGUGGAGACUUACAGGCAUAACUAUCACUACUAUUCUGUGGAAUACUGCAAUACUUUUGUGUGUCUUUUAAUUUCAGUCCAUCUACUUUUUACAGAGCACCUGUUCAUAAUAACCAGCUUACUUGGGACAUUAUAUUAAGAGAAUAUACUGGGGGACUGGCAUGGAGCCAUGUUUAAUUCAUUGUCUGUGUGAAGAAUAAAAAAAAAUAAUACCGAAGAGCAUCCUGUUGGUAGCCAUUGAGUACUACUUGUCCCUUGCAGUUUAUUAGCACUAUUGACCCACGAGUGGCUUCUGAAAAAGACUAGAAAUGCUACAAGCGUAUAGUUAAGAGAUCAAUUGGACUAAGUGGACUAAGUGGUAACAGGCAAAGUUGGAAGUCUUCUAUAAAGAGCAUUUUUACAGAAUAAUUUGGUAAGGGGACCUGAAUCAGUAAGAGUGACUGCAGAAUGUUCGAUAAAGACAAAACUGUCACUAGAUCUAGAUGUUAUUAUUAGAGUGCCAGAUAAUGAAUCUUCAAACGCUACACAAAUUUGCAGUUUUUUUUUUCUAGCAGGAGUCAAUGUUAAAUUGUAUUUUUCAAUUUGCCGAUACAAUGAAGGCUACUUUCUUAACCCACUGCAUUUCCCAUCAUGAGGAUAUCGUUCUUUUGAUUUGGACACCCUCCAAAUGCUAUUCUAAAACUGUCAGUCAUGGCUGAUGAUGACCAAGUAUGCUCAAUUCAUGUGCUAGAUAGCUCUGUGGGUUCGUUCAGCACCUAUUUACCCUUUCUGUGAACCUAGAGAGGGUUCCACAGUGCUGGAAGACAUUGUGCAUAGGAGAGAUGUGGACCUGACUUGGACUCGAGUCAACAGUUUGAUGACUUCAGACUUGAACUCGACUUGGAUUUGAGCAGCAGUGUCUUCAACUUGGACUUCAACUUCUGCCUUAUGACUCAAGAAGACUCAAGAUCAAAUCCAAACUCUUUUACACACCAGUAUUUAAAUGAAGGCAGAAAAAAAGCGCUUGAAACAUGCUCCCACAGAUUAUACAGUUUAAUUACAAAUACUAUAAUAUUGUUCACAGGAAAUGAAUUUCAACAUGCAAAACAUGUCAGAUAAAAAUCUCAGAUGGAUGUACAACAACUUUGAACUCUGUUUGACAUUUGAGGCUACACAAAGAACGGUAAGUGGUCUAUGUAGUAAUUAGCAUUCAUGAGCCAGGGGUAAAUUACAGCUAAACUAUAAGUAAUUGUGAAAAGGCAGUAAUUUUAACUUCAGUUCAGGCUAUUUAUUUGUUUUUUCUUUUUAUUUUAGUUUGUGGCCAUUAAGGAAUGGUAACAUGAAGAGACAGCAUCUUUAUUAAAACUUGACAAAAAGGUUUGCAUGAUAUGUCAAGCCUCAAUAGGAUGUCACAUUGACAACUCAUUAAAAACAUAACUUGUCAAAAAAUGUAGAUUAGUCCAACAAAAUAGACACACUGCUGAAUAGAGGAAAAGACAA